UAAACAGCGUUUAAGCCCAGCGAUGAAUGAGGUCCACAUGAAUGCCUGUUAUUAAAAAAAAGCAGGUUUGGUAUUAGACUUUAGUCAGUCUGUUUAUUAAUGCCCAGAGAUGGUUACUUUUCUGAGAAAGCGGAGCCGUUUCGUUUUAUGACCUAGAUAAUCCCUGACAGAUGUGGAGUUCUCUGCCGUGUUACAUAUCGGGUUGGCAGCACGGACGUUAGUGGCUAAAACAGUUGAAAUAUAACUCUGACAGAGCUUAAACAGGUUUAUAAAAUAGGAUAAAUUGCAACACUGACGGCAUGAAUAAGCGAGAAGGUGAAGGAUGUCCGCGGAGAAAUGCUGAUGCAGUGCAGGACCGUGAAAUGAGUGCCAACCCAUCCUCACCUGUCAUUGCUGCUUUCAAAGUUUUCCAGCAGGAGCUUGACACCAAACACGACAAAUAUGAGCGUCUUGUUAAGAUGUCUCGAGACAUUACCAUUGAAAGCAAGAGGACCAUUUUUCUUCUGCAUAGAGUGACCAGCGUACCAGAGGCAGAGGAUGUUCUGAGUGAAGCAGAUGUAAAACUGGAUGGAGUCAGGCAGAAAAUUGGUCAGAUUGCUGAAGAACUCAGGGGAGAGGACAUCCAUCAGUUUCACAGAGCCUUCACUCCAGGGAUCCAGGAGUAUGUGGAGGCCGUCUCUUUCCUGCACUAUAUCCGUCAUCGCAGCCUCAUCAGCCUGGAGGAGAUCAACGCCAGACUGGUGUUCAUGAGAGCGGAAAAGGGUGCGGCUGAAACCAUGCCGCUGGGAUCUCAGGUCCUGACCUUCCAGGUGACGCCCUCAGACUACCUGCUGGGUGUCGCCGACCUGACUGGAGAGCUGAUGCGGAUGUGCAUCAGCAGCGUGGGCAAUGGCGACAUUGACACGCCCUUCCAGCUGAGCCAGUUCCUGCGGCAGAUCCACGACGGUUUCUCCUACAUCGGCAACACUGGCCCGUACGAGGUGUCCAAGAAGCUGCACACACUGCGGCAGAGCCUGGGCAAAGUGGAGGACGCUUGCUACACCCUUCGUGUCCGCGGCUCAGAGAUUCCAAAACACAUGUUGGCCGACGUGUUCUCCAGUAGGACCACACUCAUCGACCCUGAGGAAGGAGUGGUUUAAUCAACCAUAGCUUUCAACAACACUGUUUAUGUUCUCUGUGGUGUCAUUGUCUCCAUUAGUUUUGCUCCAGUUUUAUUGUUUGUAUGUAUUUUUAAUGGGAUUUGACAGAUGUUUGAAAUGUUCCGUGACAUGCCUGUUAAUUUUGACUUUAUUACAAGAAAAACAUUGUUACAAUAGACAAUGGAUUUUUUUUUCUUUGAUAAAGAUCUGAUGACUUCAGUUGUUUUGCAUGAAUAAAAGUCCUGUGCCAAAUAUG
Toxotes jaculatrix (banded archerfish) is the source of this 1395-nucleotide messenger RNA. RefSeq names its product translin-associated factor X (gene tsnax). Gene Ontology annotation, molecular function: RNA binding; RNA endonuclease activity; sequence-specific DNA binding. Gene Ontology annotation, cellular component: nucleus; cytoplasm. The coding region runs from base 300 to 1139 and encodes 279 amino acids. Lineage: Eukaryota; Metazoa; Chordata; Actinopteri; Toxotidae. The transcript has 6 exons. The record is from RefSeq and is a predicted model, not a curated record.